AUGGCGACGAACGUGCUCGUCGUCGGGGGGGGGGGGCGCGAGCACGCGUUGUGCUGGAGGUUGGCGCAGAGCGCGUCGGGGGGGGCGGUGUUCUGCGCGCCCGGAAACGCCGGGAUCGCGCGCGAGCGCGGGGUGGAGGUGGUGGAGGUGGAUGAACGCGAUCACGCCGCGGUGGCGCGGUUUUGCGCGGAGCGGGACGUGGGGUUGGUGGUGGUCGGACCGGAGGCGCCGCUCGUGGACGGCUUGGCGGACACGUUGACGGCGAAUGGGGUUCCGGUGUUCGGGCCGAGCAAGAGCGCGGCGCGAUUGGAGGGCUCGAAGGCGUUCAUGAAGGAUUUGUGCGCCAAGUAUAACAUUCCGACCGCGGAGUACGCGAAGUUUACGGAUCCGGUCGAGGCGAAGGAGUACAUCAAGUCCAAGGGGACGCCUAUAGUCGUCAAGACGGACGGCUUGGCCGCGGGUAAGGGCGUGAUCGUGGCGAUGAACAUGGACGACGCGCUCAACGCCGUGGAUGAUAUGCUCACGAACGCCGUGUUUGGUAGCGCCGGGAACGAGAUCGUGGUCGAAGAGUUUUUGGACGGCGAGGAGGCUUCGUUCUUCGCCGUCGUUGGCGGUGGCAAGGCGGUUCCUCUUGCGAGCGCUCAGGAUCACAAGCGCGUGGGCGACGGAGACGUCGGUCUGAACACCGGGGGUAUGGGAGCGUACUCUCCCGCCGCCGUGGUGACGCGAGAGAUCGAGGACGUCGUCAUGCGCGACAUCAUUCAACCCACUGUGGACGGCAUGGCGGCGGAGGGUUGCCCGUUCACGGGUGUCAUCUUCGCGGGUCUUAUGAUCAGCAAGGACGGCAAGGUUAAGCUCCUGGAGCAUAACAUUCGCUUCGGUGAUCCGGAGUGCCAAGUUUUGAUGGCCCGCAUGACAAGCGACCUCACGGCACUCCUUCUCGCCGCCGCCAAGGGUGAGCUCGAUUCGGCGCCGAAACCAACGUGGUCGGACGAAUCCGCCGUUGUCGUCGUCAUGGCCGCCAACGGCUACCCAGGCUCAUACGCCAAGGGAGAGAAGAUCUCCAACCUGGACGCCGCGGAUGAGAUCGAGGGCGUCAAGGUGCUCCACGCCGGGACGAUCGCGAGCGAAUCCGGCGACGUCCUAUCCGCUGGAGGCCGCGUCCUCGGUGUCACCGCCUACGGCGCCUCCAUCACCGAGGCCGCCGCUCGCGCCUAUGAUGGCGUUAAAACCAUCGUCUGGCCCGGCGGUUUCAACCGCAAGGACAUCGGCUGGCGCGCCAUCGCCCGGGAGAAGUCUCAGUGA
This is a messenger RNA of Ostreococcus tauri, 1305 nucleotides long. Its product is annotated as Rudiment single hybrid motif. Bases 1 to 1305 code for a protein of 434 amino acids. The transcript has a single exon. Lineage: Eukaryota; Viridiplantae; Chlorophyta; Mamiellophyceae; Mamiellales; Bathycoccaceae. The record is from RefSeq and is a predicted model, not a curated record. Gene Ontology annotation, molecular function: phosphoribosylamine-glycine ligase activity; metal ion binding; ATP binding. Gene Ontology annotation, biological process: purine nucleobase biosynthetic process.